Hipposideros armiger (great roundleaf bat) is the source of this 6564-nucleotide messenger RNA. RefSeq names its product cilia and flagella associated protein 44 (gene CFAP44). Gene Ontology annotation, molecular function: protein binding. The transcript is spliced from 33 exons. The record is from RefSeq and is a predicted model, not a curated record. Bases 1 to 5367 code for a protein of 1788 amino acids. NCBI's taxonomy places the organism in Eukaryota, Metazoa, Chordata, Mammalia, Chiroptera, Hipposideridae.
AUGGCACGGAUUGCUGAGCUGACACUGCAGAAUUCAGCUAUCAAGGCACAUCUGAAUAAUAUUAUUGGGCCAUGGGGUGAGCAAGGGGAUGGACUUCGGGAGUUAAACCAACAGGAGACAAGUCAUACUGGUGACAUGACUGCUGUGACCACUACAAAAGAGGAUGACAAAGUCUUAGAAGACACCACAGACGAAACAUUUACUGAAGGGGAAGAAUCAUAUUUAGAAGAUUGUGACUCGUGUGGGGAAAAUUUGGAAGGGAGUUCAAGUUCACUUCAAGAUGAUUACGUGGAAAGCACUGGAGCAUCUCAGUAUAUGGAAAUGCGUGGCCCAGCUGCAGAAGAGGCAGAGGAGGAAGUUAAGAAGAAAAUAUCAGACAGCUUCUUCUACGAUUAUAUGGAGCUGGUUUCGAAGCCUUUUGUGACUCUGGAUUCGAACAUACCACUGGAUCUUCUCACACUGGUACAUUCCUUUGGUUAUGAUUGCAAAAAGCGGGCCAACCUACAACUUCUGGACAGCAAUACUGUGAUGUACAUAGCCGGGAACCAGCUUAUCUUCCUGAAUUUGAAAACCAAAGAACAGAUGUACCUGCGAAGUAGCAGUGGUAGAGGAAUUGGUGUCAUUGGGGAAAUGAAGGAACCAGAUGAUCGGGAUACUGACGGGGGGAAAUCAGAUGGUUCAAAGAGUGGUGGAAAGCAGUCUCAGAGGUCCUUGCAAUCUGCACAUGGGACUGACCUGGCUUAUGCUUACGUGGACUUUAACAACAGCGGUACGUUGCUGGCCUCUGUUGGUGACAACCCGGAUCACACAAUGACCAUCUGGAAUUGGAAAGAAGAACAGCCCAUACUUAGGACAAAAGCUUUCUCCCAGGACGUUUUUAAGGUCACUUUCAAUCCUGACAAUGAGGAGCAGCUUACUACUUCAGGAUUGGGCCACAUCAAAUUCUGGGAAAUGGCUCUAACAUUCACUGGUCUCAAGCUUCAGGGUUCACUAGGUCGAUUUGGCAAAACAGCCACUACUGAUAUAGAAGGUUACAUGGAGCUCCCGGAUGGGAAGGUGCUCUCAGGGUCAGAAUGGGGCAACAUGCUGCUUUGGGAAGCUGGCUUCAUCAAAGUUGAGCUCUGUCGAGCUUCAAGUAAGUGUUGUCACCAGGGUCCCAUCAACCAGAUCAUGCUGGAUGAGGGUGAAGUUAUCACUAUUGGGUCAGAUGGAUAUAUUCGGAUAUGGGAUUUUGAGGCCAUAGACACUGCUGAUACUGUAGAUGAGACUGGAUUGCUAGAGAUCGAGCCCAUUAAUGAACUUCAAGUAGACAAGAAUGUCCAACUCUUCUCUAUGAUAAAAAUGAAUGAAGCUGGAAAUAACGUUUGGUUGGCUCAGGAUGCCAGUGGAGCCAUAUGGAAGCUUGACCUUAGCUUUUCAAAUAUCACCCACGACCCCGAAUGCCUCUUCUCCUUCCACUCAGGAGCCAUCGAAGCAUUGGCCGUGUCUCCUGUCACUUAUCUCAUGGCUACUACUGCCUUGGACUGCUCUAUUCGAAUCUAUGAUUUUGCUAGCAGAACUCCUUUGGCUCAUGUGAAAUUCAAGCAAGGAGGUACUGCCCUUACUUGGGUGCCUCGGCUGGUAAGCUACAAUGGAGCACAGAUUAUUGUAGGAUUUGAAGAUGGUGUUGUUCGAAUUCUUGAACUUUAUGAUCCAAAAGGACUUACAAUUUUUGCAGGACGGAAAAAAUUUUUGGAUGCAGAUCUUCAUUUGAAAUAUGUUAUCAAACCCCAUACUGCUCAUGUCACUGCUUUAGCUUAUGAUCGUGAUGGAGAAAUUCUAGCCACAGGGAGUAAGGACAAAACUGUCUUCUUCUUUGAGGUGGAAAAUAAUUAUAAACCAAUCGGUUAUAUUAGUACUCCUGGACCUGUUUGCCAGUUAAUAUGGUCUACGAUCAUUCAUCCUGAAAGCACUUUACUGAUUCUCUGUGAGAACGGCUAUGUUCUUGAAGCUGCAUGUCCAGUCAUAAAGCAGGAAGAGGAGGAUCACCACAGAGCUUCCUAUGAAAUCAAAGACAUGCGCACAAAAUGUUUCCAUUUCUCAAGUGUCAAAUCUAAGAUUCUGAGAUUAAUAGAAACUGAAAAGAGAAAGAAACAAAAGGAGUUGAAGAAGAAGGAAAAGGAAGAAAGAAGGAAGCAGCUAGCAGCAAUGAUGGGAGAAGAUGGAGAAAAGGAAUUCCAAGGGGAAGAGGAGGAGGAAGAGGAAGAAGAAGAGAAACCAUUACCUGGAAUCUUUAUUCCAUCAACCCCCUGUCACAUCCUCUGUGGGUUUUACUCUGGGCCAGGGAAGUUCUGGGUUUCUUUGGGUGGCUAUGAUUCUGGUUUUCUAUAUCACUGUGAGUUCCCCCCAUAUGACAAAAACAGUGAUAUCACGGAAAAGAAAGAUGAACCUUUUGAUUUCCGCUUUCUUGAGGAUACAGAAGACAAUCCCAUUCAAAGUAUCACUUUCAGUUUUAACCAAGAUAUAAUGUUUUGUGGAAUGCAAGAUGGAGCAAUUCGAGUUUAUAUCCUGAAUCAGAAUGAUCUUUCAUUGACAGAUAUGGAGAACUACUGGCACUUCAAUAUUCAUGACAACAAUUAUGGAUGUAUUAAAGGCAUUUCUACUAGCUUUGAUGACCGUUUUUUGGUGACUGCUGGAGCAGAUAGUAAUAUCUUUGUUUUUAGCAUUUUUUCCGAAUUUGAGUUAAGGAAACUUGUCAAAGCCAAAGUUCCAUCUCCCAGGUUUGGAAUUGAAACAGAGCCAAUUCCAGAAGAUAUUGACGAUCCCAAAGCCUACAGUAUUGAGAAUGCCAGAAGAAAAAGAGAACAUGACAAGUUAAUGAAAGAGGUGGAAGAAAUAAAGGCCAGGAAGAGAGAACAGCUCAGAGCUUUGAGGAGUCAAUUUCGGAAACUACUAGAGAUGAAUGAAAAAUUACCCAAGCAUAUGCAGUUUAAACGGACAGAUUUUGACAUAGAUUCCCAAAUUCGUGCUGAGAUUAACAAAAAAACAGUUUAUAAAAUUCACCAAGUGGAAAAGGAAUUAGCCUGGGAAAGAGAGAAGCAUGAACUUGGCCUAACGAAGCUACAGCAUAGAUUUCAUGAUUCGUUGCAAAGUGAUGCUAUUGUGGUUCAUGCCAUACAAAGUGAACACAAGAUAUCCUCUUACAGGCUUGUGAAGCCCUCUAAGUACUCUAGAUUCAAACGCGCCAGUCAGUCAGAGACAAGAGGAAGCAAAUUAGAGAGGUUUGAUAAAGAGGCUUCUGGAAUAAAGGAUGGCCAGAAAGAUACAGGUGGGCAUAUGAAUGUGCCAGAAGAUUCGAUUAUAGAAAAAGGGAAGCAUUUUCGACCUAAAACCCUAAGUCAAAUUAUGGUGGAAAAUGAAAUUGAGAAAGCGAGGAAACUUAUGUUAAAAGCUGAAAGAGCCCAAUUUAAGAUUCAGCAGCGAAAGAAAGAAUGGGAAGAACUGUACAAGAGUAAACCUGAUGAGGACUAUGAAGAUCCCAAAGAUAUUCAAGCUAUCAAAGAGGCUCAGGUGUAUAUGGGAGACUUCAAUCUGAAGACAGCCCCAGACUAUAAGAUACCCGAGCACAUGAGAAUAAAUGCUGCCAAGAAGGAAGAGGAACUGGGACAGCUAGACGCUAUGACCUAUUCAAAGAAAACGCACAUGAACAAGUGCAUUCUCUCUCUUCGAGACCUUAAAGUGGCUGUCAUCGAGGAAAUACAAUGCCUGGUACAAGAGAUGAAGAAUAUUCAGUCAGUUCUUCACAUAUCCAAGCACAUCCCCAUUCCCCAAGUCCCUCAGAUACACCCGGAAGAAGUUCCUGAAAAGAGAUUUCACUAUGAUGAGAAAACUCUCCUAGCUUUUAAGAAACAGCUGAUGAAAAGUGAGGCUGAAAAGGCCCCUCAGGUGGAACAGACUGGGUCUACAGCCGAAGGUGGAGGAUUCCUCAGAGUCUGUUCUGGAAAGGAUGGGGAUUUGACAACACGUGAUUCAUUGUAUAGAUCGUCAAAGAUGUUAUCUUUAAGUCUAGAGAUUCCAAAGAUAUUGGAAUUUGAAAAAGCAGACCCAACUGAUGUGGAGCUGGAGAUUAUGAAGAGGGAUGAGAUUAAACAUGUGUACAUGCAGCAGUACCUGACCAACAGGAUCAAAGAACUGAUUGUCACUUUUGAUGCUGAGCUCCAUCUCCUGAGACAUCAGAAACUGAAACUAGAUACUCAGAUGAAAUUAUCUGACCUGCACCAUCUCACAUUAUUUCAAGAAAUGCUUCUCCUCAAGAAUUUUGAGAAACAGGAGAACAUACUUCAAGAGCGUGUUAAUUCAUUAGACAAAGAGGAGCAGGACAUGCAAUGGAAAAUAAAUGAAGCUCUUAAAGAUAUGGAAGAGAAAAAGAAUGAAAUUGCUAGGCUCCAGGACCAAGAAAAGGCCCUUUAUGCUGGUUUCCAAGCAGCCCUUGGAGAAAACAAUAAAUUUGCGAACUUCUUGAUGAAGGUGUUAAAGAAGAAGAUUAAGCGGGUGAAGAAAAAGGAGGGUGAAGGAGAUGCUGAUUGUGAUAUGGGUCUUUUUGAACUGACACUUCAACUUCGAGAGAAAAGACUAGACAUUGAGGAGGCGUUAGUUGAAGAAAAGAAAAUUAUUGAUAACCUCAAAAAGGAACAUGAUAUAUUAUCCAAAAAAAUAGAGCAUGUGGUAUUUGGAGAAAUACCUAGUGAUCUUUCUGGAACUUUGGUCUUUUCUAACCGCUCCUUGCGACAGCUUCAAGAUCGAAUUGUACAGCUCCAGGAGGAGAAUUCCAAGCAACAAAAACUUAACAAAGAAUUCCGGGAGAGGAGAAAACAGCUUAUCCGAGAAAAGAGAGAGAUGUCAAAAACUAUAAACAAUGAAGAUGAGGAGAGUGAUGAAUCAAGUGAAGAAGAAUCCAGCUUGGAGAGUGGUGAGGAUGAAUCUGGAUCUGAAGAUGAGGUUUUUGAUGAUUCUGUCUGCCCAACAAUUUGUACCAGUUUCCUGGAGAUGCUGGGCAGUUUAUAUUUACUGUUUUCACCGGAAAAGAUUGCUCAAGUGCGAUGGGAACUAAUGAUGAAGACAAAAGAACACACCAGAAAGCUUCACCAGAUGAAUGAUUUAUGUGUUGAAAAGAAGAAACUUGAUUCUCAGUUGAACACCCUACAGAACCAGCAGGGCAAUGCCUUCCAGGGCCUUCGGAGAGCAGAUAUUGUGGCAAGAGAGAAGGUCACUGAGUUAAUCCAACUCCAGGCAGAAAGGAUUAUGGCCUUAAAGGAAGAGAUUGCUGUUUUGCGGAAGAAAGGUGGGCUUAUCCUCCCACCCAUUCAGCCUCCACAUGAGAACAGGUGAAGCCCCUGGACCUUUUAAGUUUGCUUUUUUUCUCAAAUCCAUCCAAGAUUUCUGACAUAAAAUUCACCAGAAGUUGUUUCAUUGUCUUUCUGUAACAAUCCUGUUAUUUUAAAGUGAGCUUAUCUAAAAGUCUAAAACAAGAUCCAGUCAUGUAAUUUUAAUACUUUUUGGUUAUCUUAGAACUGACUACAGCACCCAACAUCUAUUUAUUAUUGAACUGAAUCAUUUUAGGUCUGUCUGGAACCAAGUGGAUUGAAUGUAAGGCCUCAGAAAGUUGUAUCUCAAACUGCAAGAAAGCAGCUUUAUGUCCUGGGUUAGGAAAUUUGUUUGGUCAUCUGAAUGUUUUGCCAUUGGCAAGAAAAACUGUCACUGAAAGCAUGAUAAUCCUGUCCCACUAUUUUUUUUUAAGCCAGUGGGCCCAAACGUGAGUUACAGCCCAGAUAUGAGGGUCCCCUGCAUUAGUUAAGUCAGGCUUGAGUACGCUAGCUCUGACCCGUCCUGGGAAGAUUAGGCACUCUGCCUGGUUGUGUCUGUAGUCACAUUUCACUUCUCCUACCUGCUCUACUUCUCCCUUCUUAUCAUUUCCAUGUUAGUUAUAGACCUUCGUUUUAUUUCUUAAAAUGUUUUUAAAAUAGUUUAUCUGAAAAUCAUGUUGCGUCUCCAUGAGAGUUUUUCCAAUUUAGCUAGCUGUUGCUGGAUGGGAAAAGAUGUUGUCUAAGAGCUGGCGCUGUAUUUCUUCUGGCCAGCAGAGGGCGCACUUGUCCUAGACCGGUAGCGUUACUCCUGGGCUUUCCUAGGACCUUGGUGAUCCAAUUCAUGACAAGAGUGAGACGCCAGGGCCUGGCACAAUGACUCUUAAUGAGAUUAAGUGUCUCAAGUGGCAUUUCAUCUGUAACUUGACUGCAAUCUAGAAGCUAUUACAUUGCAAGUCCGCUUCCAUCUAGAUCUAGUUCCACGUAUGAAGGUGGAUCCUGUGAUUGCACAGCAAGCUCUAAGUAAAUGCUGAUUUUAAACAACUAGUGCGUCAGCUCCACUGGCAAUGUUGGUGUGUCCUUGGAAAGAUGGGAAGUGAAUUUUAUCAGGCAUUUACCGCAUGUAGCAUAACACUUAACUAAAUGGAGAAAAUACUUGGACUGCAACACAUACAUACCCCUCUAUAGAAAGGAUUCAUUUCAUCCCUUCGAUAUGACCAACAUU